ACCAGUCAGUGCGCCUCGCGCCGUGAGAGAGCGAGGGAGUAUGUAACAAAUCUCCCUCUUGACUUUCUCUCUCAUGGGCUCGUAGGUCGGUAACCUGUGCAGGCAUCGAAUCUCCUCCGUUUUCUAAAAGUUUCUUUAGUUAAUGGAAACUGAUAUUAAAGUAAACAGUUGUCAUAACGAUGUGGCGUAUCACUUGUGUGGAUUUUUGAAGACACUGGAAUCACAACUUGUCCACAUAAACUGAAAGACAGUGAUCGCUUUGAUACGAGGAGAAACAUGUCGCUUUAUUAGAAGCCAGCCAGACGCUGCCUUGCCCCAGACGACCUGAACACACCCGGCACUGGUUGAGGUUGAUGUGGUGACGUCAUGGGUGAGGGAAGAUGGGGAGGAGUACCAACCUCCUUGAGCAGCCUCCUCCUCUUCCUCCUCCUACUCUUCUCCCUUCACCUCUCCACCUCCCCGGCUUCCGCGCAGCAAACUACUACUACUGAUGUGGCUCGCUUCAUCAGAGGGAUCUUCACACUGCCGGAUUAUUGUCUCCAUGACGGCAUUCAGGCUGCGUGCACGUUCGUCCUCACCUGUAUCUUCCGCGGAGGCACCUCCGUCAAUAAGUGUGGCGGAGGCUUCUUCUACACGUGCUGCGUCCCCACUGUAGCCACCGUCAGGUCCGAUGCUGUCAGACAGAUGAAUAUCUUCGGCAGACAACCUCCUCCCCUGGCCAACCGUCCCAUUGCUCGUCCAAGGUUACCCCUCCAUCGUCGUCCGAGACCUUAUUUUAGACCUCGACCUUGGGGCCUUAACCGCAUCCCAGUUCGAGAGGACCCUGUCCUAAGACCGGACACACAGCUUCUUCAACAGCAGCCAGAACAACGGCAACAACAACAUCAACAGUUUCAAGCUCCCGCCAUCGAGCCCAACCUGCAGCUCAGCGCUGGGGUUAACGAACCAGGUGGUACGAAGUCUUCACUCUCCCGUACCAAGCAUCGUCGUGUUUCAGGCUGUGGCACUCCCAGAAUAUCUCAGUUUGCUAAAAGAAUCAUAGGCGGGGAUGAGGCCAGAUUUGGUGAGUUCCCAUGGCAGGCACACAUUCGCAUCUCCGGGUACCAAUGCGGUGGUGUGCUGGUGAACCACUUCUUCGUAGCCACUGCAGCCCACUGCGUCCACAAGGCACGACUCAACCAGAUCACAGUUCAUCUGGGAGAGUUUGAUACCAAAGACACCGGGGACCAUGAAGAGCCGCUGCCCAAGGAAACCUUUGCAGUUGUAGAGAAGAGGAUCCAUCCCAUGUUCAAGUACAUGCUUACACAGCCUGACAGGUAUGAUAUUGCAGUGCUACGUCUCAACCGCCCUGUCAUCUACCGAGCCAACAUCCUGCCCAUCUGUUUGCCUGAUCCUAAUGACAAUUUCAUUGGGGACGUAGGCAUUGUGGCUGGCUGGGGCAAGACAGAUAACUCCUUCGGAAAAACGGGUACCAACAUACUGCGGAAGGUACUGGUGCCAAUCAUCAGCAAUGAUGAAUGUCUUUCUUGGCAUCACCACAAGGGUAUUGAUGUCAAGCUGCAUUAUGAGAUGUUCUGUGCUGGCCAUUCCCAAGGCAAGAUGGAUGCAUGUCUGGGGGACUCUGGGGGACCAUUGGUGGUGGAGAAAGAUGGACGAUGGGUGCUGGCGGGCAUCACCUCAGCGGGCUUCGGCUGUGCUGUGGACCACCAGCCUGGCAUCUACCAUAAGGUGUCUGUCACUGCAGGCUGGGUGACGGGUAGUGUGCGGACGUGAUAGUGCUUGUACAUAAUGGUAAGUGAAAUAAGGAAAAAGCUCCUAGAACACACCUAGUACUACAGUGUUGCUUGUGCCAACCUUUGUACUAAUGCUGUGUUGUGUUUGUAUACACUGAUAUUUUUGUCUUAAACUUGUACAAUGUUCAUCAAGGCAAGAAGUGAUGUUUUAUGAAAAAACAAAUCUUUCUCCACAACAACUGACUUAAAAUCACUAUGUGUACUUCUGUAAAGUCACAUCAUCUAGAGUAGUAAAGCUACAAAUGUGUUGCUUAGCACUCCCAUUGUACCUGUGUCAUGCCCUCCCAUUGUACCUAUGGCACUAUAUGUCUUCCCAGUGUACCUAUGUCACCAUACUCCUCAAAGCUAGUCAUGUAGCUGCAGGUGACCGGGCAGCUAUUGGAACUUCCCUCUGUGAGUGAGUGAUGCCUUCUUAAGGAAGCCGCCCCACACUGGAUGGCUAGUCUUUCAAAACGUUGUGUUUCAAACUGUUUUGUAACUCUGAAAGUGAAUUAGUAAAUGAAUGCAAACAUAUACGUUCCCAACUUUAUACCUUGUGAUAUCAGUGCAUGAAGCCAGUGAUGAAGGUAUUAAUAAAAAUAAUUUUAUCAUGAGUGUAGCAUAAUAUAUGAUGAUGAUAGUGUAGAAUGUAUUGUUGCAUUCCUUAACUCUCUUCAAAAAUUAUUUUUACAAAGUUAUUAGUGACUAGCAUUGAAGAAAUUAAAUAAUUUAAGUGCUGUGUGAUAUCAAGUAUUUCUGCAUGUAUUUUGCAAAAUUUUGUAGAAACAUGAUUGUAGUUAUUGAAGAUUGAAUUUGAUAAGUGAAAACUAAACUAAUGAUCUCUGUAUAUUGUGUAAUAUUUCUUAAGCAGCCACAAAUUACAUUUCAAAACUAAAGAAAUGUACACUCUGCAAGACCUUCUAGGAAUCAUCACAGCAAAAUACAAAAUGUAAGUAUGAUGGUGUUAAUUGAUUAACCUGGUAUGUCAGAUGAGGGACCAGCGUGUGACACACUACCUGUUAUGACACCUCAACUGAAUGGCCUUCAGGGUUGUAAUAUUACUUUAAAAUAUAAAAUAUAUCACAACUCUGUUGAUGACCAGGAUAUCAAUCAUGUAUUCACUUUGGAAUGUGAGAAGCUUCUUUCUGAUGGUGUCACCUGUAGCUUGUUGUGCAAUGACAGAGAUUGUAAUGCAUGUGGCAAUGUUGCACUCAGGCUCUUCCUAUUAUGAUGUCACCAUAAUGUUACACAAAACAGUCACACACACACACACACACACACACACACACACACACACACACAAUAUAUUAUAUAUAUAUAUAUAUAUAUAUAUAUAUAUAUAUAUAUAUAUAUAUAUAUAUAUAUAUAUAUAUAUAUAUAUAUAUAUAUAUAUAUAUAUAUAUAUAUAUAUAUAUUGCUGCCAUUACCUUUUUUUUUUAUGAACAAAACCAUCGGUUAAUGUUGUCCCAUGUGGCUUUUUGAUCCCAUUCUACUUGUACAAAUAUGAUAUUAGCUGUAGCACUUUCUACUGAUCGCGGCAAUCAUUGUGAUGCUUAUAUUUUUAUACAUUAUUUGAUAGCGCAGUUAAUAUCAACGCCAUCUUCCUCUGAUUUUCACACCAUCUCAGUGACGAAUUCAUCAGUCAGCUUGCUAUGUUUUCCCCACAAAGAAAAUAAUAGUACAUUAAGAUUAUUUGAAUUUUUACAAAGAAAUGCUAGUUAGAAAAUUUAAUAGCAGAACCACACACACACACACACACACACAUUAAACUGCAGACAAAUCAAGCUGUCAUGUGGGAUCACUCGCACUAAAUACUGGGAUCAGUCUUUCGUAGAUAAGUAUGACAUUAAAACUGUACAUAAUAUUUAUUUUGAAAUAAACUAUAAAUCAGUUAA
This is a messenger RNA of Scylla paramamosain (green mud crab), 3667 nucleotides long. Its product is annotated as serine protease 33-like. Bases 367 to 1773 code for a protein of 468 amino acids. The record is from RefSeq and is a predicted model, not a curated record. NCBI's taxonomy places the organism in Eukaryota, Metazoa, Arthropoda, Malacostraca, Decapoda, Portunidae. Gene Ontology annotation, biological process: proteolysis. The transcript is spliced from 11 exons. Gene Ontology annotation, molecular function: serine-type endopeptidase activity.